Messenger RNA from Parus major (Great Tit), 4443 nucleotides. It is a transcript of the gene KCTD16, whose product is annotated as potassium channel tetramerization domain containing 16. The coding region runs from base 115 to 1398 and encodes 427 amino acids. Gene Ontology annotation, biological process: regulation of G protein-coupled receptor signaling pathway; protein homooligomerization. NCBI's taxonomy places the organism in Eukaryota, Metazoa, Chordata, Aves, Passeriformes, Paridae. The record is from RefSeq and is a predicted model, not a curated record. Gene Ontology annotation, cellular component: postsynaptic membrane; presynaptic membrane. Gene Ontology annotation, molecular function: protein binding. The transcript has 2 exons.
UUUCUCCCUUCUCCUUUCCCCCUUGUUUCUCCUUAAUGUUGGGAGCCUUAUUCUGCCCUCUGAUGUGAUUGAUAGUCCUCCUUCUCUUGCUGCUGAUUUCCAGUUUAAGCUACAAUGGCUCUGAGUGGCAACUGCAGGACUUACCUUCCUGCUCGGGAGCAGGGGACAGGGCUGCACUCCUUCCCCGAGGUGGUGGAGCUCAACGUGGGCGGCCAGGUUUACUUCACUCGUCACUCCACCUUGGUUGGCACCCCUCACUCCCUGCUCUGGAAAAUGUUCACCCCAAAGAGAGACACAGCCAACGAUCUGGCCAAGGACUCCAAGGGAAGAUUCUUCAUCGACAGAGACGGUUUCCUGUUCCGCUAUAUUCUGGACUAUCUCAGGGACAAGCAGGUGGUUCUGCCCGACCACUUCCCAGAGAAGGGAAGGCUCAAGAGGGAGGCUGAGUACUUCCAGCUCCCGGACUUGGUGAAGCUGCUGACCCCCGAUGACAGCAAGCAAAGCCCUGACGAUUAUUGCCACAGUGACUACGAAGAGGUGUCCCAGGGCAGCGACACGAGAAUUUGCCCCCCCUCGUCGCUCCUCCCGCCGGACCGCAAGUGGGGAUUCAUCACCAUCGGCUACCGUGGCUCGUGCAGUAUUGGCAGGGAGAGCCAAGCAGAUGCCAAAUUCAGGAGGGUCCCGAGGAUUUUGGUUUGUGGAAGGAUUUCUUUGGUCAAAGAGGUUUUUGGAGAAAGUUUGAAUGAAAGCAGAGACCCGGACAGGGCUCCAGAGAGGUACACCUCCAGGUUUUAUCUCAAGUUCAAGCACCUGGAGAGGGCUUUUGACAUGUUGUCCGAGUGUGGAUUCCACAUGGUGGCCUGUAACUCCUCGGUGACAGCUUCCUUCGUCAACCAGUACACAGACGACAAGGUCUGGUCCAGCUACACCGAAUACGUCUUCUACCGCGAGCCCUCCCGCUGGUCCUCGUCCCACUGCGACUGCUGCUGCAAGAACGGCAAGGGCGACAAGGAGGGCGAGAGCGGCACGUCCUGCAACGAGCUGUCCACGUCGAGCUGCGACAGCCAGUCCGAGGCCAGCUCCCCGCAGGAGACCGUCAUCUGCGGGCCUGUCACCCGCCAGCCCAACAUCCAGACUCUGGACCGGCCGGCCAAGAAGGGCCCGCUGCAGCUCCUGCAGCAGUCCGAGAUCCGCAGGAAGAGCGACCUGCUCCGGACUCUCACCUCCGGCUCCCGCGAGUCCAACUCCAGCAAGAAAAAAGCAGUGAAGGAGAAGCUGUCCAUCGAGGAAGAGCUGGAAAAAUGUAUCCAGGAUUUCCUGAAAAUCAAAAUCCCAGACAGGUUUCCCGAGAGGAAGCACCCCUGGCAAUCCGAACUGCUGCGGAAGUACCACCUCUAGGCUGCGGCUGGGGAGAGCCGUGUCCCGAGCGACACAAAAGCGAUUCCCAACAAUAACUAUUUGUUAGGUCACCGAAACCAAAAUCCAUCUCUAGUACUGCCUAAUUUGCCUAUCUCACCUUAACAUUUCCGGUCGUAGGGGAACGAUAUUUUUGCAGUCCUGGAAGCACAACGACAAACGCUUUUGUUUGUAAACCCGGAGUCUUACACAAGCUGAAAACCUUAAGGGCACAAGCAGCCCCACCCCAAGGGAUGCUGGCGUGGCCCCAGAGCAGGCAGGGCAGGGUGCCGAGGGCUCCUGGAGCCUGCUCGGAGCACGCGUGGCCGCAGGGAGGAGCACAGCACAAAGCCCCAGCUCUGCCCCGGCUGUUUAAGCAUGUGUAUUUAUAUAUGUGCAUAUAUAUAUAUAUAUGUGUGUACAUAUAUCUCUGUGUAUAUAUAUAUAUGUAUAUAUAUAUAUCAAUAUAUACUGCUUAAAGAUUUUCUGGCUCUCUCCUUAUAACUGCACUUUCUCAGAAAAGAGCAUUUUUAUAGUCUGUGGAUGUCCUGUUCCUUCUCCAGGCCUUUGAGGGCUGAACAGUAGAAAUCCAUCUCCCUGUGUCUCUCCUGCUGCCCCUGCCAGGCCUCCCCCGUCCCUGGGGCACUGUAAAUGUGUCCCAGGGGAGAGCAGGGCGCAGUCUGUGGCUUUGUGUUACCAUCAGUAAAAUAUUCCGUUCCUUUGGGAUGCUCCUGUCCCUCGUGUGCUGCUGCCCGCACCUCUGGUGUUUGCCAAGGCUCCGGGUGCCCGUGGCUUGGCGGUGCUCUGUCCCCGCUGGAAAGCCCCGGGGGUGGCUCUGGGCUGUGCAGGGAUGCUGGGGAGGAUGUUCCCUCCCACGGGGCCGUGGUGGCACCGUGCCUGUGUCCCCUGUGUGUUCCCAGAGCCCAGGGAUGGGCAGGGCUGCGCUGGCCCUGCAGAGGGGUCGGGCUGGGGAGGGGGCACGGGCUGGCCAGAGCUGGGGCAGGGCAGCCGUGGAGAGGAUGGAACGGUGCUCCAGCUGUGGAGACCACAGCUGGGGACAAACCAGCUAGAGGAGCUGGGAGCAAUCAUUUGUUUCUAAAGCACAGGAAGAAGAUUUAUAUAUAUAUAUAUAUAUAUAUGAAUAUAAAACUGUGGUCAGUGACGGCGCUGGUAACACAGAACACUCGGAUUCUGACUCAGUAAGUGUCCUGCAGGUUCCAGGGCUCCCCUCUCCUGAAUUCCAGCAGCUGCUGUGGGAGAUGCUGUCCUGCCUGCUCAGGUUCUCCUGCUGCAGUUCCAGCCAGGAGGAACCCUGGUGCCAUCAUGCCGGGCUGGGACGGCGGUGGCAGGGACCCCUGAGGUCUCCAUGAGCCCACGGUGGUGUUUGGGGUUGGGGGCACCUUUUGCCAGCCAAAGGAGGAAGCAAUACUUGUGCAGAGGGCUCGAUAAGCAGGAGCCGGCUGCAGGAGCCCUCCCACGGCUGCAGGGAGCAGGGCUGGGAUGUGCAGCUGGGGUCAGCUCUGCGACCUUGUGGGGGCAGGAGGAGCUCUGCCUGGGAAAUGCUCAGUGAAGAGACUCAGCACUUCCCAGGACUGUGCUUUAGAGCCGGUUCAGGGUCCAGGACAUUCCCUCCCACCGGAAUUCAGGCCCGCCUCUUGUGCCACCCUCCACUCACAGGCUCUAAAGGCACAUCUUCCCACGGAAAUCAAUCUUUCAUACAAGCUCCACAGAUUCGGCCCUGCUUAGUUAUUUCAUGGUUAGUUGACAGCAUUUUUCUCUCCCUACUCAACAUUUCCUGCAUCUUGUCCCCCUGGGACCCCUGCCCCCUGCUCUGAAGCAAGAACUGGGGAACAGGCAGGGCUCUCCUCUGGGUUUCCAGCAGGGCUUUAGGACAGGUCACCUUUGUUCCUUCAGCCAAAACCUCGUGCUUUCCCUGCAGAUCUUUCCCUGAGUACCCCAGCUGCCUGUGCUGUGAGCUGGGCGCAGGAGCAGGCGUUGGGUGUGGGUGUUCCCAGGGACACGGGAUUGCUCCGUCAUUAAUAACUGGGGGAAAAUCAGACCAAAUGAAAUGCGCCCAAGUGGGCUUGAUUUAUGUGGCCUUCAUGUCUCCAGUUUGAGAUGAAAUGGUUAUUGCUACAAAAAUAAAGGUCUUAAGCUUCAGUAGUAACAGGCAGGUCCAACCUGGGGCCGGGCUGGGGCAGUGCCAGGUGCUGGGCCCGUGCCCGUGUGUGUUUGUGUGUUCUGCUGCAUCUCUGAGGGUCCUGCUUCUGCUCUGACCCCAUGGACAGCUGUUUUGUGAGCGGUUUGUGCAGAGCUGGGGCUGUGCUGGCAGCUUUUGUGCUGCUCAGAGGCCCUGGGGGGCUGUAGGGGGAACACAGGGGCACCGGGCGGUGCUGGGGGCUCUCACACCCCUGGAGGGGUCAGCAGCUCUGCCCAGCGUCCCCACUGCUGCCCAGAGCUCCCUUCCUUCCCUCCUCUGCACCAGCAGUGCCCCACAGCACCCCCAGCACCUCUGGGGCACCUCCCCGUGCCCCCCUGGGACAGGAGAGGGGACAGCUGGCAGUGCUGCAGAGGAGCCCCAGGAGAGCAGGGGGCUGGAAAUGCUGCCCCACCAUGGCCCCGUAGUCCAGGUGGGCCAGGAGGGAGCAACCAAACCUUCUGCAGGCACCUGGAUGGUGGCAGGAGGGUGACCUCCCACACGGGCCCUGGAGAUCCCAGCGUUAGUGCCACGCACACAGGGAUGCACAGCUGCACGGGCACCCCUGUCCUGGGUGGGGACAGAGCCACCCCGGUGGGGACAGAGACACCCUGGGUGGGGACAGAGCCAGCCCAGCUGGGGACAGAGACACCCUGGGUGGGGACAGAGCCAGCCCAGCUGGGGACAGAGCCACCCCGGCUGGGGACAGAGCCAGCCCAGGUGGGGACAGAGACACCCUGGGUGGGGACAGAGCCUCCCCAGGUGGGGACAGAGCCACCCCGGUGGGGACAGAGACACCCUGGGUGGGGACAGAGCCACCCUGGGUGGGGACAGAGACACCCCGGGUGGGG